Molecule: messenger RNA, 1045 nt
Organism: Carya illinoinensis
Lineage: Eukaryota; Viridiplantae; Streptophyta; Magnoliopsida; Fagales; Juglandaceae
Product: cytochrome P450 736A117-like
Exons: 2
Coding region: 1-810 (269 amino acids)
Molecular function (GO): oxidoreductase activity, acting on paired donors, with incorporation or reduction of molecular oxygen; heme binding; iron ion binding
Source: RefSeq, a predicted model, not a curated record
AUGGCUACACGGAUGGAUAAUUUUCUAGGAGUACUUGAAGAGCACACAAAUUUUCAGAAGAAAGUCGGGAGCGAUGGCCAUGUGAGUCCAGAGAAUGAAGAUCAGAAAGACUUUGUUGAUGUUCUGCUUCGGAUUCAGAAGAAAAACGUGAUCGGUUUUCCUGUCGAAAGAGUUAGCAUCAAGGCUGUAAUCCAGGAUGUAUUCGCCGCUGGAACUGACACUGUGUAUAUAGCUUUAGAGUGGGCAAUGACAGAGCUGUUAAGGCACCCAACCGUCAUGAAGAAGGUGCAGAUUGAGGUGAGAGGGAUCAGUACCGGCAACGAAAGAGAAGUAACAGAGGAUAAUUUGGAUAAAAUGCAUUACUUGAAGGCAGUAAUCAAAGAGACAUUUCGGUUGCAUCCACCUGUUCCACUGCUAGUUCCUCGGGAAUCGACUCAAAGUGUCAAAUUACAGGGCUAUGACAUUGCAGCAGGAGCACAAGUAAUCGUCAAUGCUUGGGCAAUUGGAAGAGACCCAAAAUCAUGGGAUGAACCAGAGGAGUUUCACCCAGAGAGGUUCUUGACAACCUCAAUAGAUGUGAAAGGACAUGACUUUCAGCUAAUCCCAUUUGGUGCUGGAAGGAGAAUUUGCCCAGGCAUUCCUUUUGCCCUCACUAUUAUCGAGCUCGUUUUGGCAAAUCUGGUGCAAAAGUUUGAUUUGGCGUUGCCUAAUGAAGCAAGUGGACAUGAUUUGGAUAUGUCUGAAUCUAUUGGUGUAUCAAUUCAUAGAAAGUUUCCCCUUACAGCAGUUGCAACUCCAUAUAUAUUUUGAUUAGAAUAUAAUAUGCAUUAGCAAACGAAUAUGUUACGCAGGAGAGGAUAACGUCCUACUGAAGCUGCUCGUAGGAGUGUAGGUCAGCUAGGAGUCUAGAGAGUUCAGUUGGUGUUCUCAUCUCUAUCUAUUAGGUUCUUAUGUAACUAUGUUUAUCACUUGGUCUCUGUCAUUGUAAGGCUAUUUAAAGCCAAGUAGUCUCCGGAAUAAAGCAUGCAGCAUUUGAAUUAGUAAA